UCGAAGCCAAGGCACUUGAUGAGGAGUCUGGACCAGAUUUGGGUUUGAUCAUACUACACAUGGAGUUUUACUCAAAGAGACGUUAUACCGCCCUGGGGGAAAAUGGGGAUUCUACAACUGAGAGUGGAACAGUGACCCAGGACACAUGCAGAAUCUUUUAAAACUACUGGCUGUAGAGUGACACAAGAAAAUGCUUCUGUGUUGCCUUUGCAUGCAAUAUUCAAACCUACAUUUUAGAUAUUACUGCCUUAAACAACCAUAGUAAGGAGGGUCCUGUAUUAACUCUGGGAUUUGAAGGACAUCUGGACCUUUUUCUAAAGUGAGGUACAUCUGGAUCAAGCAGAAAUAUUAUUUCCGAGGUAAGCUCAGUGGUUUAUUUUAGUAAGGAGACUGUACUUGCUCAGAGAUGACUGAAGCCCUGCAAACUGGACUCAUACUCUUCUCAUUUGUGGUGGUAUGUGGGGGUGAGCCAACACAUGCUGGGCCAGACAGAAUGGGGGACUCUCAUGGACAUGACAGACCGGUCCAUCUGACUUCUCAUUGGGCUUUCCAGCUUGUCAAUGACUCACUGACCUUCUCCAGGGCUGACAGCUUCUGCAGAGGCCAGUUCAGCUCCCUUCCAACCCUGGACCAGUCAAAAGACCAGGAAGGAGCCCUGGAGCUGAUUCGGCAGACUGGACUUCGCUCACCUGUCUGGGUUGGGAAUCCCAGCAGCACAGCCUCUAAGCCUGUGGCCCUUUCCAAACAAUAUUUACAGCUCUCAGCUCUACACUUCCCAAAGGAAUCCCGAGAUGGGUUCACUCGUGUCAACAUGUCCUUUCUUGCCCUAUCGUCUGUCACUGUGUGUGUUCGUGUUCAGUGGAACCCAGAGUGGAAAGAAGUGUCCACCAUCUUCUCCUAUGCUGCACCUGUCUUUACCAAUGAGUUCCAGCUCAGGGGCCAAGUGGACAUGCAGGGACGCAUCCUUCUGGCCCUCAUCAUCCAUGGGAAGCACCUGCCCUACAAGGCGUUCUUCUCCAAUGACGGAGCUUGGCAUCAUAUCUGUGUCACAUGGUGCCGGAGCAGUGGCGACUGGGCAAUCUAUGUGGAUGGGGACAGGAAGGACAUGGGCUCAGGCACAGAUACUUCCAGAGAUAUAUAUGGAGAUGGGAUAUUCAUUCUGGGUCAGGACCAAGAUUCAUUUGGAGGGAAUUUCACAGAGCCAUUUUUUGGAAAUAUCACCGACCUGAAUGUUUGGAAUAUUACUCUGGAAAAAAGGCAUGUCCACGCUAUCAAUGCAUGUUCACCCAUGACCAAGGACAUGCUUUUCAAUUGGAACCUUGACCAUCUAAGCAGUCAUCCAGUGGUCAAAGAGGUGCAGGUCUUUUUGUUUUGCCCAGUACAUCAGCAGAUGGAGCUGCAGGACUGCAAGACGCUGCAGGGCUGGUCGAAUCAGCUCCCACUGUUUGGCCAGACAGACUGUUCAGAUCUGCUGCCGUUCAUCUGCAGAAGCAGCAGAGAGCGAUACCUGAAGAUGAAGCAGAUGAGUGAUUCUCGGAACUCUCAUCCCACUGCCUUUAUGAGCCAUCUGAUGAAGCAUUCCAACAAAACCCAGGCAGUGUUGGGGCAGCAGCCGUCAGAGCUGGGCAGCCUGGCCCAGGCAUCUGCCCUGUUGAACAUCUCUGUCCAGGCCCUGGAGGACACCCAGCAAGAGGGACUGCAGCCAACAGACAUGGUGUCCCUCAUACAGCUGUUGUUUCUCGCUGCUGAUGUGCCCAUUCAGCCACUUACUGAUGCCACCAACCACAGCCAGGAGAACAUCAAGGAGCUUGGCCAGCACUUCAUCAGUGUGGCGGACAGCAUCAUCUGUGAAGACAACGCUCUCAAGUGGCAGGCCAUCAAAGGGGUGGUGAACGGCCCCAUGGAUGUGGUCAAGAGUAUUGACCGGAUGGUUACCAGUCUGAGCCCUCACUUACUGGCAGAGAAUGAUCACCUGACCAUUCACAGCCCCAACAUCAAACUGGAGGUGCAGCAGCAGCGACUGCAGGAAGGAUCCAGAGGAUCAAGCUUCUGUGGGCCUGAGACAGAGAAACACGCCAACAUAGACUGUAUUUCAGUUCCACAUCAGAAGAUACAGGAUCUCCGUAACAACGGCUUCCAUAAGCUCACAUUGGUCAACACGUGGUAUGGCUCUCUGCGGCCUCUUUUCACUCCUGAGGAGAACAUCACCAUGGUGCCUACCGUCACUGAUGGUAGCCAGAGGUAUUUGGGCACCGUUCUGGGCUCUUCUGUCAUAUCCACCACAGUGCUGGGAGACGACCAGCCUGUUAGCACAGCAGUUCACUUCCAGCUCCAGCACAGAGUACAGAAUCCCACUGGUACUGUGUAUGAUCCAGUAUGCGCCUUCUGGGAUUUCAGUCUCAUUCCGGAGGCUGGUGGGUGGUGGAAUACCAAAGGUUGUGAGGUAGUGUCCAAACAAUAUGGAUACACUGUGUGCUACUGCAACCACACCACCAAUUUUGCAUUGCUGCUCCAGGUUUAUGAAGCCCAGAGGAGCCCAGAGAACGAAAAAGCUCUGCAGGUGCUGACGUUCAUUGGCUGUGGAGUGUCUCUGUGUGGCCUCCUCUUCACCUUCAUCCUCUUCAUCGCUGUGGGUGUCCCAAAAUCAGACCGUACCACUGUCCAUAAGAACCUGAUUGUUGCUCUGGGUAUCGCAGAGCUGCUGUUGAUGUGCAGUGACUGGGCAUCUGCCUAUGAGGCAGCAUGCUUCGUCGUGACUGCACUGCUACACCUCUUCUUCAUGGCCUCUUUCUCCUGGAUGCUAGUUGAAGGCCUGCUGCUCUGGAGCAAGGUCGUCUCUGUCAACAUCAGUGAGGACCGCAGGAUGAGGCUCUACUACAUCAUUGGCUGGGGACUACCUGUUCUAAUAGUUGGUGUAACAUUGGCAGUAUCAGUGGAUGAGUACAAGGCAGAGGAUCACUGCUGGCUCAAUGUGAGAUCUGACACCAUCUGGGCCUUUGUGGGACCUGUUAUAUUUGUCUUGACGGUCAAUGCAGUUGUGCUGUGUCGGGUUGUCAUGGUUACUGUCUCCAGCGCUCGUCGCCGUGCUAAGAUGCUCAGUCCAAGCUCAGCAUCAAAGAUGCAGACCUUUGACCUCACCUGGGCUGUUACCCGUCCAGUUCUUAUCCUGCUGCCCGUGCUGGGUCUGACCUGGCUGUGUGGAGUGCUUGUACAUCUGUCUGUAGUAGUUGCUUAUAUCUUCAUCGCUCUCAAUGCCUUCCAGGGCCUGUAUAUCUUCUUAGUGUAUGCUGUUUACAACAGUGAGGUGAGGAAUGCCAUAAAGAGGAUCAAAGAAAAGAGGAAGGCCUUAUCUUUCACGAACUGUUCCCAGCCAACCAGCUUCCUACCCUCCCAAAGGGCCCCAGUUACCUCCUGGGGUCACAGUCCUCUGACCCCCUCCAGCCCUGAGACCAGUGAGACCUCUGGGCCCCCCAGCUCCUCCUCCACAUCAUUGGUCAUCAAGAAUGAGAGCUUCAGAAAAGAGAGUUUUGUGACUUUCUCUUUAAAACCAGCAUCAGGAAACCAAGUAGUACUGCUGACUGGGUUCAAGCCAUCAGGGAUCAGCUAAUCCUCAAAUACUCAAGACAAGCAUGUCAUCACUUAAAGCAGGUAGCCCUGGUAUAAUGGAAAUGCAAAUACCUGCCAGCUGGGCUGAAGUGCCGCAUCAAACCAAAUCAAGUCAAGCCAGCAUAUGUAUAAGGAAAAGCCCCACAAGUGCCCUACAGACCGUCCAAUUACAUUUCAAUAAGUCACAUGCUUUGAGGACAUUUCACUGAAGGUGCUUAUUUUAAGUCAGAAUCCUUAUCCCUGGGCCUUGGCUGUAUUGCAUGAUGACCCUGUGGUGAAGACAGACUUGUGGGGUUGCACUGAUCACUCAAUGCUGAUGCAAAAUAAAUGUAUGAUUACAUUUACUCACACUCUGAAAUGAGUUGGGUCAAGGCCAUCAUACAUUUCAGAAAAUUACUGUGUAUUGUAUACCCACUGUGAGUUUCAAAUUCCAGCGUCCACCUGUUUCCUCUAUAUCUUUCACAGUAUUUCAUGUCAUGAAUGUGUUGAGCUCGACCUACUUUCUUUCUGUCUUGCAUAGGAAAUAUUUUGACGUAGCCUUGAGGGGAAAAUAAGAAAAAAAAUUAUUUGCACCUCAUUAGAGUUGACUGAAUGAACAUACUCAUAUUUCUGUCAUUAUUCUUGAAUCUUGAAUCUUUGUGUUUAUAUUCUUAAUGUUAGCAUAAGUGUUCUUUAGUGAAGUGUUCUUUAGUGGUGGUGUAUUGUGGAAUGAUGGUCUGAAUUUUGAUUUUUUUUUUUUUAUAAUGUAUAAUUCUUUUAAGUUUUACUUAUACAUAAAACAUAUGAAAACAGAAUAUCUGUUAUUGGUCUAUUGUGAAAAAUAUCACAAUACACUGAGAAUAUGUAGAAAGUAUAAUAUAUUAAUGACUUAAAGGAAAAGUUCAACCAAAAUGGAAAAUUCAGUCAUUAUCUACUCACUGAGGUCUGUGGUCCACAGAACAUUUGUGGUGCUUCACAGCAAAUUUAAAAGACAUGCUUUAUGCCCUUUUUGAGCCAAAUUCUUCAUUGCUACUAAGUGUUAGCAUGCACCCCGUAUGAAGCGAGGGCAAGAGCUCAACUGCACAUUGAGGGUGAAAAUAAAGUAUUGGGUCAAGUCUUGGACUAUACAACACAAGCCGUAUGAAGCCAUCUUGUGAUGUUUUUUUACAGGUUCCCAGCUACUUCAGUUGUUCAGGAGAAUGCUGCAAUGCUGUUUUGUUGUGAAGCUCCAGAAAUGUUUUGUGGACUAUGAAACUUUCCAGUAGCAUGGUGGGGAGGACAUAACAACUGAAUUCCAUUUUUUGGUGAACCGUUCCUUUAAUGUCAACAGCACGAGUUUUCUAAAAUCCUUGUGGACAUUUGUGAGGAGUGCAAGGUACAGAGCUCAGCCACCGAUAAGACAGGAGAUGUAAGGUAGAUUCACACACGAUCCAACAAAUGGCCAGGGGAGAAAGGGCAACAGGGUUUUUAUUUUUCCUUGAUUUUCUCCAUUUACCUGCACAGUGUACAGCAUUUGGACUGUGUGAAACCUGCCCCAGUGUCUUUUGUUGAUGUGAAUGUGCAGGCGGACACAACAGAUGGUCCCAUAUUUCCAGAGGGUUAAGUCACUGUCAAUGGCUCUAAAUUGCCUGGCGCUAAGGGGAAAGAAGUUUGUAAUAGAUUCAUUAAAUGUUUAGCAGUGUGUGAAGAACGCCUGAUGGAUGGUGUUUGAGUGCCACUGGGUGUUCAUUGUUGAAGGCCGAGACAAAGAGAAGUUCAUUCCCUUAAUCAGGAACGGACAGCGCUGGCUAUUCACACUAUCAGCCAUUAACCACUCCAACACCUGCUCUCUCUCACUCUGCCUUUCAGUUCCCUCCUUUCUUGUUUCGCUUUUGUACACAAACACACUUGCACUCCUGUAAUGCAAAAACAUUAAACAUCAGAUUGAGCUGGGAGUCGUAGCUAAUGCCUUUAUUUCACCGCAGGUUGUUGAACUGCAAAUGGAGUGGAUCCUGAUACUCAGUUCCAAUGAACACACAUCACACUGAAAGAAGGAGGAACAGAACACACACAGAUUCCACCUGAAGAAGUGCAAGGCCACCCACCACACAUACUUACAUUCUACUCAGAUGGAGAGUUCGGAUUAAAUUGAAGUAGGGAUGAAGAAGUGAGCUCCACUUUCUCUAAAACUGUCACUGUUCUGUUCCCAUGUUCCCUCAACCACUCAGUUUUUUAGCACAAGGCACACGGUGUUCUGUGUGGCCAACAGUCCUUUGGUAUUGUAGCUGAUUCCUAUCAGCUCUGGAACAAAUCAAGUAGUGAAGUAUUUUUGCAUUGUUGGAUUUACCAACCACAAUUUAUCCCGAAUGUUGACACAUCAAUAUCUCUAUAAGAAAGUAACAAUCUUUUAUUAAAGGUACAAUGAAUCAAGCAUUCAGCAGCAUCUAGCUGUGUGGAUCUAGACUGAAACACUCCCUCGCUCACACCUCCCUCUCAACGGACGUUAGCGAAGCUCCAGGAGCUACGGUGGCUCUCAUGGACAAGAAACCUCUAAAUAUGAACUCGUUCACAACAGCAUUGAGUAUUUCUACUAAUUCAAGUAAUGAGGUGAAGAUGUAUUUAGUUAUUUAGUCAAUAGAACUGUAGGUUAAAACUCAAGGCUCUAGGCUGAUACAAAGAAAUAAUGGAUCACUGUGAAAAAUCUUCACAGAAGUUAUUAACUGGGUGACCACCUACUGUCAGUUUUAUAAGUGAAUGGCUCUGUGGUUAAGUUAGCUAUAUUACCUAAUACUCAACUUCUGGUUCGUCUUUCAAAAUUAACCUCGCUGCCAAACAUUUCAUAUUUUUUAAAAUAUGAUGUCUUUUUGACUGUUAAUAACAUUGUGAAACAGUUACAGUUUGGUCAGGUUUAGGUCCAAAAAUGACUUGCUUACUUAUCCUAGUUUAGUCAGUUGCCUUACUAAUGUAACAAAUCAGUCCUGACACUUUGUAAGACACAGGACUUGAAUCCAACUCUCCUGGAGGAAAAUCAUGUAUAUGAAUCAUUCAGCCUCCAUGGCUCUGACUUUUCUUGUUUUUUAGACUACUGAACAUCAGCGCCAAACUUAAGUGUAGGGCCACUGACCAGGCCACUGUAUUGACGAGCUGGGGGUGAGAACAGGCUGGGUUUUUCUCAGAAGACACUGUCUUGGUUACCACAGACUUCACUGUGAAUAUCUUUUAUUCAGAAUUUGUACAACAGAAAGAAACUUUUGUUCCUCUGAACUAUUCAUCAUAAUCAGUACAUUGUAUCGGGACAUACAUGUUGCUUUUGUUUUUUUCAGCACAAAUGAAAGUAUAUUCAUCUCCAUCGUCGUAGGGUGGAGACAGCAGGCAUCUGAAGACAUCCAACUGUUUUACUUUGUAAAAUUGGUGAACUAACCCUUGAAUUAAAAAAGAAAAUAGAGAGACAAAGAGAGAGAUUAUUCUGUUUACUUUUAGCUGAGAUGUUUUUAUCUUAGCAACACCUACAUCCAUCAGCAACAGUUUUUACCAAAGACAUUCAGACAAACACAGUUUCGAGUUACAUUCUGGUGAUACUCCAUGAUGGUGCCUACUUGUCAUUGCAACAAAAUCUGGGAAGCAGUUCCUUUAUUUUCCAUGAAUUACUAAUUUAGUAAGAAUGCUCGUUAGCCCAUGUGUGUAACCAAUAUUCAUGCUGGUCUGUAUCUCACUCCUAAUUUCUCUUCCCUCAUGUUUCAUGUAAAUGGAAAGAACACAAGCCCAUGGCUCCAAAAUGCAAAACACUGUGGUUCAUGACAUGUCUUUAAGUUGCCAAACACUGUCGGAAUGGAACACUGAGUUUGUUUAUGGCUUGCUGGAGAGUAUGUUUAUAGUUUAGGUAUUCAAUAUGACUGGGACAUUGCAGCUCACCAGGCUUGGAGCUGUUAAAUACCAACAGACAGCAGUACGAUGCUGGGAGUGGGAAACACUUGAGAAACAGAGGCCUUUUCAUAUUCACUAAUUAAUAUCUCUAAUCAACCCUAAACCUAUCUACAGUACCUUCAUACAAACUUCUACAGCUGCUGCAGACACUAUCGAGACAUUUAUUUCUCUGUUGUGUUACAAGCUGUAGCCAUAUUAACUCUCACCUAUCUUUCCAACUCAGGAUGCACUGUAGGCUAAAGGCUCACACUAUUUCAACAUGCUGAAUGUCUGUGGAUAAACCAGUGGUCUGUGUGCCUCUGCUGAGUUUGUGGAUAGUCUGACCUGCCAGAAAUCAUGUUGUAAAUGCUGUAUGUAUUCAAAUAAGAAUCACAAUCAUGGAUAUUAGCUACUGUGCUCCAAAGGUCUGUUACAGUCUGACAAGUGUUCUCUGUUGUGUUGUUAGACACAGUAGUUUAGAUUCCACCAUGAAAUGUAAUCACAUCCUCAAAAUAUGAGAAUUAAGAUACAAAUUUCACAGUAAAAUGUAUGCCUAUUUUUUAGACACUGACUGACAACUUUCUAAAACUGUUGUAGAAUAACUGAUGUCAAUGAUUUCUCUUGAGUUUUAUAAGUCAGACAAGGCUAAAUAACAGCCACAAUUUACUGCUGUGUGAAAUCUUGUGUAUAUAUGAGCUGGUGCAUAAUUUGUGCACAUCUGAUGGAUGCUAUGCAAUAAUAGCCGACACACAAGUGGAGCUUUACUUCACUGAAUUUUAUUGGUUUAAUGCUAUUACAAUAAAAUAUAUCUAAAGAAAAUGUUUUGGUCACUUUCACUUUUGGGAGAAAAACAUCUCAGUUUAAGACGGGACAAACUGUCAACUCACAGGAGAGGAUAAAGUCAAAGAGCAAAAACAAAGGCAAUAUCAAGAGAAUCAAUACCACAACAGUAGCAAUUUGACCUCAACAUAAAGCGGAGAACUUUUUCAGUGUUGAAAUGUAUCUUCAUCUUGCAGUAGAUAUUCACUUCACAACAUAAAUAUACUAUACAGAGUGAUUACACACAGCCAUCUCAAUGGGAAAAGGUGUGUGUGUGUGUGUGUGUGUGUGUGUGCACAUGUGUGAAAAAUUGGCAAUUUCAAGAACACAUUUGAAGAUAUAUUAUGGUAAAAGAUUAUAUUUUUGUUUUUUUCAAAAUGACCAGAAACAGAGGUCCCCUCUUAGCCAGUGUAGGAAUUUAGUCCACUUGUAGGGUGUGUGCGUGUGCGUGUGUGUGUGUGUGUGUGUGUGUGUGUGCGUGCGCGCGCGUGUGUGCGUGCGUGUGUGUGUGUGUGUGUGUGUGUGUGUGUGUGUGUGUGUGUGUGUGUGUGUGCGUGUUUUCAGGCAGACAUUAAGCAUUAAGUUAAGGCAGGUGGAGUGAUUGUCUACGAUACCUUGAAAUAGCGGUCCCUGCCAAGUCAACUGACAAACAAGGAAUGAUUUUAAAUAUCCACAGUGAGAGAGUUGAGCUGCACAGUAUUACAAACACUACUGGUCCUGAUGACAGUGACAGUGAAUAUCAGUUACAUUGUCAUCAUCGCUGAGAGUCGUGUGCUUUUAUAAAGGGCGUGUCACACAAAUCUGUCCAGUUUGGGACAUAACACAUUAGUGUUACUUUUCAACACAGUAAGUGCCACGGAUAAAAUACUGACUGCUACAAAUACACUGUACAGUGGUUUGGACCUAUAGUUCAGGUGUCUGAUAGUGUGUAUGGAGCUGAUAAGGCCUUGUUGUCUAGUUUUCUGUUUUAGAUGUCUGAGAUAUUUAGCUUAAAAUGUGAACAAUAUGCAGCAAUAUCUGUUAUUUUAUUUUAGAUUUAGUGACCCAUGAUUGUAACCAUCAUCAACCUGGCAAGAGUAAAAUGCCAACACUAAGUUGUUUAUUUAUUUGUUUGUUUGUUUGUUUAUGCACUCAUUCAUUCAUUUAUUCAUUCACUCAUCUAUAGAGACAUAAAAUGGUCAAAUAAACAAAAAAUAAUUUUGUGUAUGAAAUACUGUCUCUCUCGAGUCUUAUUCCACAACUCUGAACCACUUAUCUGUCAUUUUUAAAGUGAUUAAAAACAGUCGAGGAUUGUGUUCACAAACUGCUAAUUCCACCAGUUUGAGAGACAGUUAACCAAUCUGAGCACAGUAGGCAGGUUAAAGAUUACAGAUGUCCUCCUACACAGCCAGCUAGCUACCUAGCCACAUCCAGGAAAAUAAGCAUCAGAAAAACUCAUGUAAAUAUGGCGACAGAUGUGGAUAAGAUAUAGCAAACUGUACAGAUUGUUGUAAGUCAUGUUUUUAAAUUUUGAAACAGUCUCAGUCUGAACAACACAGAUGCCUCUAUAUGACCUAUGUAAGCAAACAAGACCCUCAGUGAGAGGAUUAGCUAUUUCUAGUUAUUAUACUUAUUUUUCAAUGCCUGUUAAAAGGUUAGAUUCUGGAUUUUCAGGUCAAAAAAUGAAAAUGAUUUUUCAUGGUGAAGUGCUGAUGAUGAAAUGAGGAGGCUCGCAGUCUGAGGAAAGAAGCUGUUCUGUCGUCUGGUGAUGAAACAAAGUUAACUUUGUUUCACCAUCAUCAUUUACACUUAUUAAAUGUUACAUAGCUACAAAUACAUACUAGCUCAUCACAAUGCAUCCUGUAAACAGCUGUGUUGAAAAAAAAAAAAAAAGUUCAGUCUAGCCUCCAUCUCAAAUGCAUGCCAGAUCAAGAUCUUUGUCAGAGGAAGAGUUGGCACUCAAAUCGGGUUUGUCCACAUGGGCAAUCAGAAUCAACAAAAAACAUGAGCUCAAUGCGACAGCUUUAAAAUUAAUUCAACAUAUCUUUUUUUGAGCUGUAGAAAACAAAAUAACUCCAAACAGAAACUGGUUAAUAUCAACAUGAUUUCAGGGUAAAAGGAUGAAUUGACCAGUUCUAUUAAAAAAUAAGAAAUUAAAAGAGUAAAAGAAAAGGCAAAUCAACAAUCACUAUCAUUGCUGUCUUGUUUUCAGCCACUGACAAAGACAUGCCCACAUGUUCAACAACAGCAGCAGCAAUGCUGCUUCAUACUUAACAUGUGCACCCGUGAUGCUGCCAUUUCAACUGUGUAGAGCUCACUGAGGAUAAAGAAGGGCUAAAAGCUUUGGCAUAUGCUCAUCAGUGCACAGCUGUUGCGUCAGUGUUACUGGUUCACAUAUGCAGUAACAUGAAGAGGGAGGAGUUCAGGGUUUAACACUUAACAGUUAACAGUGAAACUGUGCUUUCUUUUGGAGGCAUUUGAUGACUGGUUAUUACCAAUGUUUCAUACAUUAGUAUGAAACAGUUCCCAAUAAAUACACCAUUUCUUUUCUUUGAGUAAUGGUUACUAAGAUUCAGUGUCCAGCCUUUUUAGUCAUUUUUGAGAAUAUACCAAUGUAUUGUCAGCAGCUUUUAAAGGUUAGGGUAUAUGUAUUCUGCAGGAACCAACAGGCCUAAACAUGAGAGCCAAAGACAGACAAGGGAGUAGUCAGAAACACAUUGCUGGUUUUGGUCAUUUCAUGAGAUCUUUUGACAAUAAGAAAAAAAUAAGCAUAAACAUUAUUUACACGAAAGUAUACCUCUGGAAAAUGUAACCAUUUUACUUGUGUGUAUUAAAAAAAAAACAUCUUGCAGCAGCUUCAGUUUCAGCCUCCACACACUCAGAUCAGUCAAUCCCUGUUCCACAUAUAAUACAGUGUGUUUAAGAGUGACAUAAUAUAGGAGUGAACGUGAUUUGUCAUUUGUCAGGGUCUGUUGUUUCUUGGGCAUUGACCCAUAAAUAAAUUCAAUUAUAUAAAGAAACUUGAAACCAAAUGUUGCCAGAUCCAUCUUUUUCCUCCCUGUGUCGUCUCUGUCUGGUUCUCCUGUGAAAACCAGGGUGCAAACACCUACAGAAGAAGCUUCCUUUUGCUUUACAUGUUAACUUAAAAAUACUGGCUAGUCAUCCUUCUCUCCCUUACCAUUUGGACAUUUAUUUCCCUCCUUUCUUUACUCUUCUCUCUUUUUCCUUUCACUUCUUUACCUACAAAGCAUCACUAUGUGUAUGGCUUUGAUAUAUCAGUAUAUUAACAUCUAAAUAGGUUAAAACAAGUCACAAUGAACCCCAUAGAGCUUUCAUAUUUGGGUUUUUUGUAAGGUUGUUGAUGAGAACAAUCAGUGCAGAUAUAUGAAACAGUGCUAGUGUAGUCUAACGAGACCACAGUGUGUCAUGUUAUCCUGAAGUCUGUUUUCAUCUAAAAAUAA
Acanthopagrus latus (yellowfin seabream) is the source of this 11726-nucleotide messenger RNA. RefSeq names its product adhesion G protein-coupled receptor D2 (gene adgrd2). Gene Ontology annotation, biological process: cell surface receptor signaling pathway; adenylate cyclase-activating G protein-coupled receptor signaling pathway. Bases 407 to 3607 code for a protein of 1066 amino acids. The transcript has 25 exons. Gene Ontology annotation, cellular component: membrane. The record is from RefSeq and is a predicted model, not a curated record. NCBI's taxonomy places the organism in Eukaryota, Metazoa, Chordata, Actinopteri, Spariformes, Sparidae. Gene Ontology annotation, molecular function: G protein-coupled receptor activity.